UAUGCGAUUGCACUCGUGAGGAGUAUCUGAACCUGGCGCUGGCUCUCUGCUGGUGGUGUAUUUCCUUAUUAUGAUGCUGUAGUCAGCUAACAUCCAGUAGCUAACUAACUAGGUGCAGCAUGAAACCCACGAUAAUGAGGCAGUGUGUUCUCCGUGGACCGAGUGGAUCAUGUCUCUGAUCCUGUUCGCCUUCGUGGUUCGAGUGAGGGAUGGACUCCCUCUGUCGGCCUCCACAGACUUUGAACACAACCGAGAGCUCCAGGAGAGGAAGCAGCAGCUCAGGACCAUCAGCAAGGCACUGGCCCGUUUCCCUGACAGAGGGACCAUCAAAGGCCAGGAGCUCAACAUAUACUUCGUCUCUUCAGAGGGUGUAUCCUACAUGACCGUGUGCCACUGCAGCCUCCCUGUUGCUAAGGCCUUCUGCUUCCUGGAAGAUCUGCGCUGGGAGUUCACAGCAUGCUUCAAUAGCACUGUUGUUGCCUUGGCAGCCAGACCGUAUCCAUUUUUGGAAUUUGACAGCACCAUCCAGAAGCUGAAGCAGCAGUACAACCAGAGUGGUGGUCCGGCCCUAGAGGUGACCCUGGCAGAGGUCCAGGGGGAUCUGAGGAUCCAUCCACCUCAAGUCAUUAACUUGGACGAAGUGGAGCUCACUAACGGCACUGCCAAUGGGCACAUGGAGCAAGGUCCUGGAACUGCAGGUCAGAGUGUAAGACUGGAACCAGUGACAGCGCCAGGCAUCCUCUCUCUGGUCCUAAAUAUCAUGUGUGCAUCUUUGAACAUAAUCCGCGGUGUUCACCUCAUAGAGAACACAUUCCAGGAUGAUUACGAAAGUGUUUGGAAUGUUGUGGCAUUUUUUCUGGCGUUUGUCUGCUGUGUGCUUCAGUGCCACCUCUACCUGUUCCACUCGUCCCUGAAGAAACCCAAGUCCUUCACUCUCCUGAGUGUGAUCGUCCUAUGCAACCUCUAUCUGCUCGGCCUGAGAAACGUGUGGCAGCUGAUCUUCCACAUGUCUGUCGCCUCCCUCUCCACUGUCCUCAUCCUCACCCGCAAACUGCAAGACAGAACCAAUGAUUGUGGGGUCUGAGGAGCAGAGGACAUUAGACAGCUCUUUCUGUCUCCAGUUUUCAGUGCAGGUGAGAACGACAGGGAAGCAAAUGGCUUGAUCCACAGGAGUUCUGAAGAACCUACUUGCACUUUGUGUACAUUUGCUUCAGAGACUGUAAAGAGAAUACAGUGACAUGCAGUUCUUUCUGGAACCUUUAACGUAUCUGCAAACAGAUACAAACAGAGAAGCUUAAACGUGACGUCUGUUGUAGAAGGAAAAUGUUUGUGCCAUUUGUUUCAAAGAGUUUUUGAAGAAAAUGGAGGAGUUUAUUCAGUCAGAGUUGCUGACCAAAGUUUUUCAUGUAGAGACAAAAAUUUCUGUCGAAGCUGGUCAUGCUCGCUCACGUUCAGCUCAGUAUUAUUUCUGCAACCACAGGCCGUUGAUUAUUUUUACAUGAUCAGUUUAAGUGACAGUUUGUGAUUGUAACAGACAUUAGAUUUAACUGCUCUUAGAUUAUUAGCAGACAUUUAGGUCUGUCUAUCCCACAUUGGUGGCGGUGUGAUACUUAAAUGAUGUAGUGCAGUUCGAUUUAGGAUCAGUGACAGUCAAGUAAAGCAGCAGCUAUAUUUAUUUGUUUUCUAUUAUUUGCUCAUUAGGCUGCAGUAAAAACCUAAAAGGUGUAAAUGUAAGCUGUGGAUUGUUUCAUGCCUUACUGUGUGACAAUGCAAUUCUUUUAGUUUGUUAAAUUGUGUUGACUUUUGUACCGAUACUCCGGCAAGUGCUCAGCUAGUCAUUGCAAAGGUUCAAAUGUAAGGGCUCCAUUAUUCAAUGACUUAAUGGAAACUACAUUCAAUACUGAGGGAAUAUUAGUCUUAUAUAAGUGUAAGGCAUGAUGUUAAGGCAUAUUAUCUUAAUAUUUUCAAUAUAGUUUGUCAUAACAGGAGACUUUCAUCAUAUCAGCUCCAUUUUUGUAUCAUCAAAACAAUUUCAGUUUGUCUGUUUUAUCCUUUUCUUCUGAUCUCUGCAUUGUCAAAACUGUGGGUAAGACUAUGAAAGCACUAAUUUGAUGGUAAAUUAUUAUUAAGAUUUGUUGGAGAAAAAUGUUUGACUGCACUAUUAGACUUAGAUUUUUUGUGUUGGUUAUGGUAAUUGUUCUUGAAUAUGUUGCAAAUUGGGCUCAGCUAUUUAUAUCCUGAUUUAAGUUUACUUGGUUCAUUUGUUUCGUCUCGCUUCAGGGUUUAUAACGCAGCUCCCUAUAUGUAGUUCUCAGAUUGUUAUAAACACAGAAAUCAUAUGGUUAUAAUCUAUGUUUAAAUAGAACAGUAGCGCUGCUAAAUAAAUAGGCAAAGUAUAAGUCUCCUAGGUAUUUUUUUUUUAACAUUUUUGUGUAUUUAGCUUCUUAGACAUUCGUUUUUUUAAAUAGCUAAACAGUUGCACAAAUGUCAGUUAAAGGGACAGUUCACCCCAGAAUCAAAAAUACAUAUGUUUCCUCUUACCUGUAGCUCUAUUUAUUAAUCUAGAUUGUUUUGGUGUGAGUUGCAGAGUGUUGCAGAUAUCAGCUGUAGAGCUGUAGAGGUAUCUCCAACACUCAGCAACUCACACCAAAAUAAUCUCGAAUGAUAAACAGCACUACAGGUAAGAGGAAAAAUAUGCAUUUUUGAUUUUGGGGUGAACUGUCCCUUUAAGUGAGGGAAGUUAAUGAUUACUUUAACGUGUUUGUCAAACAAGUAGCGCUGUGGCGUUGUGUCCUUUUCAUGAGACUAUUUAAUCAUAAAAGUUGGAGGGAAUUUUAACAGUAAAUAAAAAUGUUGCUUUUCAUCCGACAAUCCAAACGUCCUUCACAAUAAUGCACAGAUAGUUUAGGAAAAGAAUCAUGUUUAGAUUGUAGUUUACAAAGAGUGAGGAAACUACUGAAGGUUUAAAAUGUGUAGCUGCAGAAAACACUGUAAAUUACUGGGUGUUUUGGUAAAUUUCUGAGAAUCAGACCGGCUCAGUGACUUUUGAUGCUGUGUUCAGCCAUACGACAGGAGAGUAAGCUCUUAAUUAAAUGAGGUUUUCUUGGACAGGGUUGAUUUUGAAUAUAAACAAGUGAAACUUUGUGGUAUUUUCUGUGCAGGACUUCGGUGAAGUUGUAAUAUUUUUGAUACAAAGGAGGUUUUACUGACUCAUCGUUUCCACUGUAGCCUACAAGUUGUUGACCAAAUGAAUUGUAAAAUAAUGUUCUAAAAGAUGUAGAACCAAAUAUUUAAUAUUUUAACACUUGAAUGGAAAUGAAGGAUAAUUUUGUUGAUUAUGAAGGUUUGUAACAUACAGUAGAAAUACAUCGUACAAUUGAAACAUGGCAGCCUUCUAGUAAUAUUUGGUUUCUCUUCUAUCAACAUCUGAAGUCUUACAUGUGAUCUGAAUUUGAAAAUCAUUCAGGUUCAGAACCUAAAGCGAGUUAAACAGGACAUUUUCUUUAUUCUGUUUAAUACAAAACACAGUCAGCAGAAUGGAGUUAUUUGUAAUUACACCUACAUGAGGUUGAUUCACUCGUUUUUGUGGCUGCAACUUGUUUGUAAUAAGAGAGCGUAAUGGAACAAUGUCAUUCAUUGUAACUGCCAAAUACACUGGUGAUUAGAGGGCUUUAUUUUUCCUGCUGUGGUAAAACUGACAUUUCAUUAAUAAAUAGUGUCUUUUUUUUCA
Messenger RNA from Epinephelus fuscoguttatus (brown-marbled grouper), 3730 nucleotides. It is a transcript of the gene sec22c, whose product is annotated as SEC22 homolog C, vesicle trafficking protein. The coding region runs from base 170 to 1084 and encodes 304 amino acids. NCBI's taxonomy places the organism in Eukaryota, Metazoa, Chordata, Actinopteri, Perciformes, Serranidae. The transcript is spliced from 7 exons. The record is from RefSeq and is a predicted model, not a curated record. Gene Ontology annotation, biological process: endoplasmic reticulum to Golgi vesicle-mediated transport.